Vitis vinifera (wine grape) is the source of this 1085-nucleotide messenger RNA. RefSeq lists its product as uncharacterized. The transcript has a single exon. Bases 309 to 887 code for a protein of 192 amino acids. The record is from RefSeq and is a predicted model, not a curated record. Lineage: Eukaryota; Viridiplantae; Streptophyta; Magnoliopsida; Vitales; Vitaceae.
GGUCUAUAAUUUUAUUGAAGGAAUAAACAAAGGGGGGUAGCGUUGUGACAAAGGUACAACACUUUGAUGCGCAAUUGACAAUCUCAAUGAUCAAUAAUCACUUCUCUGUUCUCUCCGCGCUCACAACGCAUGAAAUGAUGUGACUAACCUCAUUCCCCUGCUUCUUGUUAACCCCGCACCCACCCCUUCUCUCCUCACCAUCUCCAUCUCCCUCUCCCUCUCUCUGCCCUUGUGAAUAUAAAGGAGGAGCAAAAUAAGAUAAGAUCUUCAAGAGACUUGAAGAGAGAUCUGUUCAAGAAAUUAAAGAGAUGAGAAACCAGUUCAAUCAUCAUCAUCUCCAUCACAAAUCCACAUUCUUGCCAAUCUUAUGUUCUAGGCCAUGCAUCAAAGAUGUCGCCAUUCCCAACUCCGCUUCAUCCUCCAACGACCCUUUGUCCCCAAGAGUGGGUUGCAUGGGCCAGGUCAAGAGAAACAACAGAGUGAUGGGCUUCCCGGCUUCCCACAGGUUCACCGCCACUGCCAACGCCACCGCCGCCGCCAAGAACGCCAACAGUGUCAAAUAUUCCAAGCUCAAGAAGUUCUUCUCCAGCAAAAAUCUCGUCGCCACUCCUGGCGGCAGUAUCAGUGGCAGUAGAAGAGAGCUGAUUGUGGGUGGGCGUCGUGGGUCGUCCAAGAUUGAUUGCCAUGAAGAUGAGAAUUAUGCGACCGUCAUCAACGUUGUUGAUUUGGACCCACCUUUGCCGGUGAUCAAGCGGGUGCAACAACGUGGAGAUGGAGGAGAUUCAGAAAGUCUUUGGAAGAGGAGGUCUGGUGGGGUUGCUUUGAAGACUUUGCAGCUCCAACCCCUUCAUCUUCCUCCCCAUUCUCUUCAACCCAACUCUGUCUGAUCACAAAAACUCCAUCCAUCACUGGAGACUGGUGACAGAUGGUUGUCAAUUAAUUAAUGUAGAGAAAAUGUAAAUGAUUUUUAAUUUUUCUUCAUUUUCAGAAUUGUUUGGUUCUACCAUGAUUCUGUUUCACUAUUUCUUUUUUAUAUCAAUAUAUACACACAUAUAUGAUCAUAGAUCUAGGGUUUUUUCUUUCAG